Messenger RNA from Thlaspi arvense, 896 nucleotides. The record is from the annotation of a GenBank genome assembly. Lineage: Eukaryota; Viridiplantae; Streptophyta; Magnoliopsida; Brassicales; Brassicaceae.
UGGCAUUUCAGCCAUUUGUUCCGUCAUAAUGGCGUCCGGUGAUCGGACGAAUCAGCUUUUCUCUCCUCCGAUGCCGAUUGUGCAGCCAACUACUCCGACGAAGCGUUUGUUGAUCACCAGCCUUCUCGCAGGAGUUAUUGGAGGAGGAGCUGGCUUAGUGUCUAAACACCGGAAAGCUUAUCCCAAUAUUCCCUCUAUUUACACUACUAAUUUCGCUAUCGUCGCUGGUUGCUAUUGUGCGAAAUCUUUUGGUUUUUGGUUAGGAGCUCGUGAGUUUGUGAGAAUAACUCGAAGAUCAGAACACGAUGAUUUGAUGAACUCAGCUAUUGGAGGGCUUUUCAGUGGUGCUUUGCUUGGUAGACUUCAAGGAGGUCCUCAUGGUGCGUUGCGGUACUCUAUAAUUUUUGCUGCAAUGGGCACAGCUUGUGAUUAUGCUGUCCUUAGAGCAAAACCAAUGCUAGCGACCUUUCGCAACAUGGACUCAGUGAAGUUGCCUGAAUGGUCUCCUAUUCAAAUCCUCGAUGAAGAAGCCUUGGAAAAGAAGAAAGCUCAGGAACAGAGAAUAUCCGCAGAGAGAUCCUUCGGCAGAUUGAAUAAGGAAGAAACUUGACAGCUCAAAAUUUCUGAGGUUGUUGGCAUUUUGUUUAUGGUUUUGCUGUUUCGUUAAAGUACUUUUGGGUCUUUUAGAUGAGACUUGAGGAGUAUUUUCUUUCUUUUGACACAAGAAAACGUCAUCUGGAGACAAGAUGUAUGGUGACCUACUAUGAGAGUAUAUAUUAUUAUUCAUGGCAAAUCUAGAACUUCGAUUACUUUGAAUAUUAAGACUUGCCAUAUGAUUUGUAGAAUGGAUAAGACUUGUAGCAAAAUUAUAUAAAUGUAGCUCAUUACUACUUAAA